Molecule: messenger RNA, 1374 nt
Organism: Guillardia theta CCMP2712
Lineage: Eukaryota; Cryptophyceae; Pyrenomonadales; Geminigeraceae
Exons: 11
Coding region: 1-1374 (457 amino acids)
Biological process (GO): protein phosphorylation
Molecular function (GO): protein kinase activity; ATP binding
Source: RefSeq, a predicted model, not a curated record
AUGCGCUAUUUUGCAACGUUCUCGAUGGCUCCGAAUCACUUCAAGAUCCAGUCUCGGAUGCCCGACAAAAAGGGGCAGCUGAAGAAAUUCGGUAAAAUCCUUGGGAGAACUGUCUCCAGAUGGUACAAGAUUGAAUGGCAAGGACCGACGGCUGUUCUGUUGGCAUACAAGACCGCAGCAAUGACUGGUGCACCCAAGGUCAUCUCCCUGGAGAAUUGUUUCGUCAAGGCAUGCCAAGAGAAAGACACGAAAGCGGCAGAAGCAGGAUACUGUAUUGAGCUUGAAGUGAAACUGGAGAAUAGCAAGAAGAUCCACCAUUUCUUUGCCGAUAGCGAGAUAGAUAGAUCAGAAUGGGUGCAAGCAAUCAGGAAGUCGGCUGUGAAUUCCUCAAUUGACAACGGGUAUGAAAUCCAUCGCAACGAUAAGAACAGCAAGCUGGGCUCAGGGUCGUACUCUACUGUGUGGAAGUGUUAUGACCGCGAAUCGAGAAAGACUUGGGCUCUCAAGGAAAUGAUGAAGUCGAACGUGAAGAAGGAGGAAGAGGAGUAUUUGCGAGAAGAGGUUAAAAUCAGCACACUGGUAGGCUCUCACGACCACAUCGUCUACAUGAAGGAGUUCGUGGAGAACAAGGACAGGUAUUACAUCGUCCUGGAAUUUCUUUCUGGAGGAGAGUUGUUUGACCGCAUUGUGGACGCUGAGGGUGGACAUUUCACUGAGAAGGAUGCUGCUGGAAUCAUGUGCCAGCUGAUGGGAGCCCUCGCGUACUUGCACUCGAAGAAGAUUGCCCACAGAGACUUGAAGCCUGAGAACUUUCUUCUGGUCGAGCACACUUCCAUCCAAUCGGCUGUGGUCAAGAUAGCAGAUUUCGGUUUCGCCUGCCAUGCUGAGACCUCCAAUGGGUUGCACGGACUGUGCGGUUCUCCCGGGUAUGUGGCCCCUGAGAUCCUCAAGGAGGAAGGAGGCUAUGGGCUCCCGGUGGACAUGUGGAGCAUGGGCGUCAUUCUCUACAUCCUCCUUUCUGGAAUCCCCCCUUUCGCAGGAGAGAGCGAUGAAGAAAGCUUCGCGAUGACGAUCCGUGGGUACUAUGACAACUCGUGCUUGAACGAGGUGUCAAGUGCAGGUCAAGACCUUGUUGCUAAGAUGUUGACGUACAACCCCGCCAAGCGCAUCACCGCCGCGGAUUGCCUCAAGCAUCCUUGGUUGACGGGCUCGGCCGGCGACAAGGUCCUGGCUGUACAGGAGAACCUUCGCUCCUGGCGCGCUCGCAUGCGCUUCAAGAAGGCCAUCAUCGCCACCGUCGCCACCACCCGCCUUCACGCCAUUAUGCGUCGUGCGGCUCAGCGACCCGAUGCUAAGAGGGCAGAACCAGGUUGA